AUGACGUGGCGGUGGCGGCGGUGGAAGGCGGAAGUAGCGCUUCUCGUCCUCACGGGGGAAGAAGGAGAUGGACUGGCGGAUGGGGACGGUCUCGCCGGAGGCCCACCAGAUCUUGGCGCCGGAGAAUUCGUCGGUGACCUUGAAUAUUUCGGAAAUUUUUUAGAUAUUUUGAAAUUAACAAGAGAUCACCUCCUCGUGGUUUUCCAUGGAGAGGACGACGGAGUCAGAGUCUCGGGAGACGGAGGCUUUGAGGCGGCGGGCCUGGGCGGUGGAGGUGGCGUUGAGGUAGCGCUGAAUGGAAGAAAAGGCGGGGCUGCGGGAAAAGCCGUCGCCUUGGUACUCGGGGAAGGUGAUGUGGACGUAGGGGAGGUCGUGGAGCUUUCGGGAGUAGCGGCGGAUGGGGCUGCGGAGGGCGUCGGGGAAGUAGUUCUGGAACAUGGCGUACGCCACCAUAAGUCCGCCGAUGGUGGAUGUGGCUUUGCUCAGCGUCUCCCCAAUCGAGCCAAACAUUUUCUUGUUAUUGGUGGGGAGGGGGAUUGCGUCUCGGAUGAGUUUUCUUCUUUGUCUAAUUUUAGAGACAGAGAUUUGUUAACUUUUAAGAUUUAA
This is a messenger RNA of Striga asiatica, 606 nucleotides long. The record is from the annotation of a GenBank genome assembly. Lineage: Eukaryota; Viridiplantae; Streptophyta; Magnoliopsida; Lamiales; Orobanchaceae.